Molecule: messenger RNA, 3530 nt
Organism: Lactuca virosa
Lineage: Eukaryota; Viridiplantae; Streptophyta; Magnoliopsida; Asterales; Asteraceae
Source: the annotation of a GenBank genome assembly
GGCGAGCGUCGCAGACACGUCACACCCAACUCUCUCCUCUCAGAUCAAACCCACCACUCUUCUCACUUUCCGACUCAGCUCGCCACGGCAGUGCACUCAGAUCCCAUUUAUCAAUUAAACCUUCGCCGGUGAAUAUGUUACCGCCGGAGCUCCAACCUCCUUCAUAUCGCCCCCUACAUCUCUCCUUCGAUGAGUGCCCCCAGCUUCUCCACCACCUUCAAUAAUGGCCACUCUCCCGAGAGGAACCCUAGCCCUAUUUACACCAACGGCAGCAGCAGUACUCGCAGAUCGCUGAAGAACUCUCGCUUCGCUCCGUCUUCCUUCGUCCACAACGCUAGGAUCGCUAUCGCGCUUGUGCCAUGCGCUGCCUUUCUUCUCGAUCUCGGCGGCACUCCAGUCGUCGCCGCCCUAACCCUAGGCCUUAUGAUCGCUUACAUUCUCGACUCGCUCAACUUCAAGUCUGGCUCCUUUUUCUCCGUGUGGUUUUCUCUCAUAGCUGCACAGAUCACUUUCUUCUUCAGUUCGUCUCUGUUCGUGACCUUCAAUUCGAUCCCUCUCGGCUUGCUUGCCUGUUUUGUAUGCGCCCUGACUAAUUUCCUAAUUGGUGUUUGGGCGUCCCUUCAGUUUAAGUGGAUUCAAAUCGAGUACCCGACCAUCGUCCUCGCUCUCGAACGCCUUCUCUUUGCCUGCAUCCCUUUCAUAGCUUCGGUUCUUUUCAGCUGGGCAACUGUCUCUGCUGUUGGUAUGGUCAAUGCUUCCUACUAUCACAUGGCCUUUAACUGCAUUUUCUACUGGCUGUACUCAAUUCCUCGCGUUUCAUCCUUUAAAUUGAAGCAAGAAGUGAGUUACCAUGGUGGAGAAGUUCCUGAUGAUAAUUUAAUCCUUGGCCAGCUCGAGAGUUGCUUGCACACGUUAAACCUCCUAUUCUUCCCUCUGAUGUUUCACAUUGCAUCGCACUAUUCGAUUGUAUUUUCCUCCGCCUCUACAGUCUGUGACUUGUUCCUUCUUUUUUUUAUUCCCUUCUUGUUUCAACUAUAUGCAUCCACCAGGGGGGCUCUCUGGUGGGUCACCAAGAGUGAACACCAACUGAGAAGUAUUCGAGUAGUGAAUGGCGCUGUUGCUUUGGUCAUUGUUGUCAUUUGCUUGGAGGUCAGGGUUGUUUUCCAUUCCUUUGCUCGCUAUAUUCAAGUUCCUUGGCCAUUGAAUUAUCUUCUGGUCACUGCAACUAUGCUUGGAGGGGCUGCUGGUGCUGGUGCUUAUGAAAUGGGCAUGAUUGCUGAUGCUUCCAGUUCAUUGGCUUUCACUGGUUUGGCCGUCUUUGUGAGUGCUGCUGGAGCAAUCGUUGUGGGAUUUCCUGUAUUGUUCCUUCCACUCCCUGCAGUAGCUGGAUUUUAUCUAGCUCGUUUUUUCACAAAAAAGAGCCUCUCAUCGUAUUUCGCCUUUGUCAUACUCGGGAGCUUAAUGGUGACAUGGUUUGUCUUGCAUAAUUUCUGGGACCUCAACAUCUGGCUAGCAGGCAUGUCAUUAAAAUCCUUCUGCAAGCUCAUAGUUGCUGAUGUCAUAUUAGCAAUGGUGGUUCCUGGUUUAGCCCUUCUUCCCCAAAAGCUUCAUUACCUAACAGAAGUCGGUUUGAUCAGUCACGCAUUACUCCUAUGCUACAUCGAGAAUCGUUUUUACACAUACUCAGGGAUAUAUUACUACAGUUUUGAUGAUGAGGUGAUGUACCCAAGUUACAUGGUGUUUUUAACAACUUUUCUCGGAUUAGCCCUCGUGAGAAGACUCUCUGUGGACCACCACAUCGGAUCAAAAGCCGUUUGGGUGUUAACCUGUUUGUAUUCAUCAAAACUCUCCAUGUUGUUCAUGACUUCAAAAACUGCUCUAUGGGCAUCCACCAUUCUUUUAUUAGCUGUCACUCCUCCAUUGCUUCUAUACAAGGAUCGAUCAAGAACAGCCUCGAAGAUGAAACCAUGGCAAGGCUACACUCAUGCUGCAGUUUUUGGUUUAUCGGUCUGGUUUUGUCGUGAAACAAUCUUUGAAGCUUUACAAUGGUGGAACGGGAGAUCGCCAUCUGGCGGUUUACUUUUGGGAUUCUGUAUACUCUUGACCGGAUUAGCUUGCUUACCUAUUGUUGCCCUUCACUUUUCUCAUGUCAUGUCUGCUAAAAGAAGCUUGGUGCUGGUGAUAGCAACCGGACUCCUUUUCAUAAUCAUGCAGCCGCCACUCCCAACAUCAUGGACAUACCAUUCGGAAUUAAUAAAAGCCGCCAGACAAUCCACCGAUGACAUCUCAAUCUACGGUUUCAUCACAUCAAAACCUACAUGGCCAUCAUGGCUGCUGAUGUCAGCAAUCCUCCUCUCACUUGCAGCAGUCACCUCAAUCAUCCCUAUAAAGUACAUUGUGGAGUUACGUAUGAUAUUCUCAAUCGCCAUGGGAAUCGCCUUAGGUGUCUUCAUAUCAGCCGAAUACUUCCUCCAAGCAACAAUUCUACAUCUCCUUAUAGUUGUCACAAUGGUGUGCACUUGUGUAUUUGUAGUCUUCACACACCUCCCAUCCGCUUCAAGCACAAAAGUCCUCCCAUGGGUGUUCGCCUUACUCGUAGCCCUCUUCCCAGUCACCUAUCUGUUAGAAGGCCAGGUCAGAAUCAAAACCUUACUCGCGGAAACCGGGGUCGGUGACGUGGGCGAAGAAGACAGUAAGUUGACCGCCUUGCUCGCGGUGGAAGGGGCAAGAACGUCACUUCUCGGGUUAUACGCCGCCAUUUUCAUGCUUAUCGCGCUCGAGAUCAAAUUCGAGCUUGCCUCACUCAUGCGUGAAAAGUUCAACGACCAGGGUGGCGGCGGUCUUAGACAUAGUCAAUCCGGUCAAAGCGCGAGUUUCCCACCAAAAAUGCGGUUCAUGAAUCAACGUCGUGUGUUGACCGUUCCUGCUUUCACGAUCAAGCGGAUCGCGGUGGAGGGGGCAUGGAUGCCAGCUGUCGGGAAUGUGGCGACGGUGAUGUGUUUCGCGAUAUGUUUGAUUUUGAAUGUGAAUCUGACGGGCGGGUCGAACCGGGCGAUAUUCUUUUUGGCUCCGAUUCUGUUGCUUUUGAAUCAGGAUUCGGAUUUUGUUGCGGGAUUUGGGGAUAAACAGAGGUAUUUCCCGGUUACGGUUGUGAUAUCGGGUUACUUGAUGUUGACUUCGGUUUACAGUAUUUGGGAGGAGAUAUGGCAAGGGGAUGUGGGUUGGGGGAUGCAGAUUGGUGGGCCCGAUUGGAUUUUUGCAGUUAAGAAUUUGGCGCUUUUGAUUUUGACGAUUCCGAGUCAUGUGAUGUUUAAUCGGUUUGUGUGGAGUUAUACGAAGAGGAAUGACUCGAUGCCAUUGCUUACGAUUCCGCUUAAUUUGCCUCCUUCGAUUAUAACAGAUGUUGUCAAGAUAAGGAUUUUGGGGCUGUUGGGGAUUAUAUAUUCCUUAGCUCAGUAUCUAAUAUCCAGACAGCAAUAUGUGUCGGGGUUGAAGUAUAUCUAGGGUUUUACUUUUAGAAACAAAAGCAA